Messenger RNA from Marchantia polymorpha subsp. ruderalis, 4213 nucleotides. NCBI's taxonomy places the organism in Eukaryota, Viridiplantae, Streptophyta, Marchantiopsida, Marchantiales, Marchantiaceae. The record is from the annotation of a GenBank genome assembly.
GAGGAGCACUGCGUUCUGACAGAUCACCAAGUCGCUGGCAGAAGGAGACGAGUGACCCAAUGGGCUGCCAAACUCGCUCGAGCCUUUGUCUGUACAGCAGCAGCGGCAGCCGGCGCCAGAGCCCAGAGCCUCGACACACGCUCCGCUUCUGACCGCGCUCGAGGCUCGCCUGAGCAUCGAUUUGCCACCAGGACGGACGACUCGAAGCAGCAGCAGCAGCAUCAGCAGAUCUGACGCCGGCGGGCCUUCGGACAAUCCAUCUAUGUUUCUGAGUCCUCUGCGGGUUUUGAAAUUCGUGGUUAUUUUCACCUUCGUGUUUUUGAUUUCGUGAGCCGGGGGCGCGGGCGGAAUGGCGAAGGAGGGCGCGGCGUCGGCCUCGUCGUCGCCGUCGCGGGCGCGAGGCGGAGGAGGGAUCAUUUCGGAGUGGAGAUGGUAGCCGGGGGCGAUGGGGUGAGAAGGGCGUAGUUUCGGACAGGAGGUAGACAGGAUUUGGUCGUGGAAUUGGAAUUGGAGUUGGAGUUGGCACUGGCCCUGUGGGGUGCGGAUGAUCCGGAGGGCGGGAGUGGCCAGCGGAUGAUCUCAUGAGGUUGUUGAAUCAGCUCCGCCAAGAAGACGACGGAGGAAAGAUGGCAUUUCGGAUUGGUCCGCUGAAUUUGAAUGCGGUGGCGCAGGGGGUUGGUGGUCUUGUAUUCGGAAGUGGUGACAGGUCUUCACGGCAGGAUGACAGUGGAGUAGAAAGGCUACUCGAACGAAUACAACAUGGGGUUCUCGCUGAUGACCGAAGGGCAGCAAUGUCGGAGCUUCAAAUUGUUGUUGCUGAGGAUCGAGCUGCGAAAAUGGCCUUUGGAUCAAUGGGAUUUCCUAUCAUCAUGAGUAUUUUCAGAGACGAGCGAGAAGACAUAUACAUGAUCCGAGGGGCGCUAGAGACUCUUCUUGCUUCAGUGACAUCAGAGGGGCCAGUCAACGAGGAACAACAUGGAGUCGUUCCUCACGUGGUUAAUACUGAGGUGUUUGCAACAGAAGAUGGAAGUGUAGGCAUGCUUUUGAGUCUUCUGGACGAGGGCGAUUUCUACGUUCGCUACUACACUCUACAGAUUUUGACAGCGCUGCUUACUCAUUGCGCAGGCAGGCUGCAGGAAGUGAUUUUAUCCACUCCUCACGGAAUCACCCGUCUCAUGGAUAUGAUGCAAGAGCGUGAGGUCAUUCGAAACGAGGCUUUGUUGCUUCUCACCUAUCUAACGCGGGCAGCUGAGGAGAUCCAGAAGAUUGUUGUUUUCGAAGGUGCGUUUGAGAGACUCUUCGCAAUCAUAGCUGAAGAGGGUGGUUCAGAAGGCGGAAUUAUCGUCCAGGAUUGUCUAGAACUCCUCAAUAACCUCUUGAGAAACAACUCCUCAAAUCAGAUAUUUUUAAGAGAAACAUACGGUCUACAGCAGAUAGUUCUUCUUCUCAGAUUACGUAAAGGAAGUGCCGAUGGGUUCACUGAGCAGAAGUCUGUGAAUAUGCUUUGCGCUCUCGAAACUGUGGCCUUGCUGUUGGCUGGGAGCACGAAUACUGUGCCCGGAAAGGAUCCAAAUGUGGUUGCGAAUCAGACUGUUUUGGGACAGAACAAGUUACUGGAUACUCUACUUUCUCUGUGUGUCGAAGGGCGGGUAUCAGCCGUGGCCAUUCGAUGCUCGGCAUUAAGAUGCAUCGGAGAUCUUGUGGUUGCUCAUCCCAAAAACAGAGAACUUCUUGGGAGCAAGAUUGUCGGGGAGGAGCCUGAUUCUGAACCUGCUCUUCAUUGUAUACUCAGAGUUCUUCUUCGCACUUCCAAUCUCAACGAAUGUAUUGCUGCUGACUACGUUUUCAAAUGUUUUUGUGAGGGAAAUCCAGAGGGCCAAACCAUGCUGGCUUCCACAAUAACUCCUCUACCUCAUUCAAGCUCUAGAGGCAAUUGGUCGUCUGAAGAUGAUCGCAAUAUUUCGUUCGGGAGUAUGCUUGUCCGAGCAUUAAUCUCAAGUGAUGGGCGAAAUGAUCUUGAGGCAAGUUGCAGGGCAGCAAGUGUACUGGCUCAUAUAUUGAAGGACAACGUACCAUGCAAAGAAAGAGUUCUGCGGAUACCCCUCGAGAUACCAUCUUCAGCUUUAGCUCCAGCGGAACUUUUGAUGCCCCGGUGUAUGCGUUAUCUUGCCGCCGCAGCACCUUCAUCGGCAGAUAAGCUUCGUAACACGAACGGUGCUUCUCAAGAUGGUUCUAUAUGGCUUCAACCUGUUCUUUUGCGACUUUUAGUAACAUGGUUAACGGAUUGCCCACCAGCUGUUGCUGCCCUUUUGGAACCUGCUGCACAUCUCCCUUUCUUGGUCGAGCUUAGCUCAAGCAGUGGAUCACCUGCUAGCGUACAUGUAGCAGGUUUGGCUGCUGUCUUGUUGGGUGAGUGCAUUAUAUACAACCCAACAAAACAAGGUCCAAAGGAUGCCGCCGUGAUCGUCGACGUAAUCAACGAAAGAAUUGGUUUAACUGCAUACUUCUCCAAGUGGGAAGAAAUGCAAAGAACUGGACUGUUUACCUCAGCUGCGACGUCCUCUCGACUUCCAAAACCAUUAACCAGGUCCACAGCGGCUGCUGCAGCCGCCGGUGAUGGUCUUGCUACAAUUGCCCCUGAUAGACAACAACAAUUGUCAAGCUUCCAGGAAAGCACAAAUGAAGGGGAACCUGCUGUAACGACAUUUUAUGAUUCUGAGUUCGUUGCUUUUAUAAGAAGACUCGAGCCAGUAGUAAGAGAGCAGAUUGUCGAGGUCUUUGCUCACCCCAGAAGUCGGGCUUCUGUUGAGUUAAUAGGCUUUGAACCUAAAGAAGGUGAAAAAGAAAGUGACUACAUCCUUCGCCUUCGAACGAUGCUCCAAAAUCAAGCUCAAGAAAUGCAGGAUUUGGUGGACAGGAACGCAGCUUUAGCGGAAGAUCUGCUUGUGAAUGGACGUGGCAAGGAUGAUACAUCUGCGUCCGAAGAUGGGUUACCAUCUAACCAAGCCAAACGUCCACAAGUAUAUCUAGCCUCAAAAGCAGAGACGGAUUCUUUGAGGCAACGAUUGGAAGCACUUAUGUCGGAAAGGGAAGGAUUGUUGUCAGAGAUUCAACACCACAAAUCACUAGUUAGUAAAGUGACUAGCGACCUACAAGGGUUAUCAGAAGCCUACAACAGUUUGGAACAGAACAACGAACGUCUUGAGAAGGAGGUAGAUGACCUUCGUAAGAUUGUAGCAUCUGGUUCCACUGGUUCUUCUACACCUGAACAACUGGCUGCAGCUCGAGAGCAAGGCCGCGAAGAGGCCCUGAAGGAGAGUGAAGGAGAGAUGGAUGAUCUCCUCGAGUUGCUUGGUCAAGAGGAGAGUAAAGUCGAGAAACUCCGAGCUCGCCUAGAAGAGCUCGGGGAGGAUGUUGACGCUUUGCUUGAAGGGGUCGGAGAAGCGAAAGGUGAUUUGGACGGCGACAAAGACUAAGCUUCGAACAUGAUACACCAGUGACCUACUGUAGCUUUUGUCGCCCCAGGAAGCGAGUGUACGCAUCCCAAGGAGUCAGCCGGAGUUCUGUUGGUAAUUCAUUCCAAUGGUCUAUCUUCACAAUAUGCAAUAGGGGGAAUGUCGAACAUCUUCAUCGAGUCAGGAAUUGAUCAAACGUCUUGCUGUUCCUGUUCACCAUAUCCGGUACCUUUAGAAUGUGGCCAAAGUUGUUUAUGAGUGUAAAGUCUUAGAAUCAGUCUUGUGUGCUGUAAAAUGACUUGUGAAUAACAGACUCCUGAAUGACGGAGUUGCAGUUAACCAGCAGCCCUUGCAGGGGCCUUCUGACCAAUUCUUUGAGGGCCCAUUUACAUGUAGUGGUUUCAGUUGUCUUAGGGAUCUGGAUAGCAUCAUAGGUAGCCACUCUCUGUAGAAUGGCUUUUGAGUAGGGGUAGUGGUAACUGCUACUUAUUCAUGCCACUGAGUUAGAAUAUAGCCCGUUCUCAGGCUGUGGAGCAGCCGUCAUUCAGCUCGGAGCUUUGAGGUGUAUCCUACUUUCUUCAUGACACUGAGUGUGGCCUGUUUGCGAACUCACCAGGCUCAGAUGUGAUGGAUCUCGCAUACCAAAGUUAUCCUCAUAGAAAGCCAGCUUCCAAUGAAGAACCUGAAUUCCUCUACGCAGCUAUGUUACCUCUUGACCCCACACAAUCAAAUAUCUGGGUCGCAGUAUAUAAUAGUCG